Molecule: messenger RNA, 1329 nt
Organism: Micromonas pusilla CCMP1545
Lineage: Eukaryota; Viridiplantae; Chlorophyta; Mamiellophyceae; Mamiellales; Mamiellaceae
Exons: 2
Coding region: 58-1275 (405 amino acids)
Cellular component (GO): membrane
Source: RefSeq, a predicted model, not a curated record
CUCACGCGCGCUCGUCCACGCGAGACACCGCGCGCGCGCGUAUCGUCGCCCGCCGCGAUGAGCGACCCUACGCUCGCGAACACGGCGGAGAACGCGGACGAAGUCAUCAGCGAAGAAGUCGCCGUCGCGAACGAGGCGAAAGACCUCGAGAAGCGCAUACACACGAUCAGCGGACGCGUCGCGCAGCUCGACAUGAAUCUGCGAACGUGCUGCGACGAUCUGACGACGAUGAGCGAGAGCGUGAUGCGCCUGAAGAAGCGCGCGUCGCGGCUCCCGCCCGGGUCUGAAGAGCGGAAGCAGUCCGAACAGAGCCUGUAUCAAGCGCAGCUCGUGAUGAAAGGCGCCGGGCCCGCGGGCGCGCUCGACGGGUACCUCAAACCGCGACCGAACUCGAAGUUUCUCAAGCUCUUCCUCGGCGCCGCCGUCGACGUCACGUCGCAGCGGCAAGAGAACCGCCUGAAGAUCAAAGAGGAGUACUACGAGUUCAGGGACAAGAGCACGUACGCGUACAUCUUCUGGCCGUGCGCGCUGCUGUACCUGAACCAGCAGCGGAAGAAGCUCGCGUCGGAGCCCCAACAAAACGGCGGCGGCGCGUUCAGCCUCGCCACCGCGUUCCCGGCGCUCGUGCAGGCGUACUGGGUGUGGAUGCUGUAUUUUUACGCCGCGCUCGCGUUGAGGGAAAACGUCCUGCGCGCGAACGGGUCGCACAUCCGCGCGUGGUGGGUGAACCACCACUACUACUCCAUCGGCAUGUGCCUCGUCGUCUUGACCAUGGACGUGCAGUCGAACGCGUGCCUCGAUUACAUGACGCGUUUCCUCGCGUUCACCGCGUUGCAAGGAGCGGUGAUGCUCGCGCAGAACCGGUACCAACGGUUUCGGCUGUACACGCGCGUCGCGAUGGGGAAGGCGAACCCGAUGGACGUCGCCGGCGGGGAGAUGGGCGGGAACACCGGGCAGCUGAAGCUGUUGUAUCCGCUCCUGUUCGGGCUGCAGAUGACGCAGAUAUACUUUGGCGCGGUCGUGCUCAAGGCGGUGGCGGUGGAGCACGGCAUGGACGCGUUCGGCAGCGGCGGGUUCGGCGGCGGCGACAAGAGCGGCGCGGGGAGGAGAGGGAAGGGCGACGUCGCGGGGCCGACGGAGUUUGAUUUUUUCAAGGAUUGGCAAGCCCCCGCGUGCGGGCUGCUGUUCAUCGUCAUGGGCGUGGGGAACUUCCGGGCGACGUUGCAGACGUGGCUCACGAAGCGGUCGUACGCGUCGCGCGCGAAGCGAGACUGACAGUGUACUGUAGACGUCGUUUUGUCCGAGCCGAGCUGGCACACCUUUGAACUU